Messenger RNA from Mandrillus leucophaeus (drill), 916 nucleotides. Its product is annotated as IQ domain-containing protein H-like. The transcript is spliced from 6 exons. Bases 42 to 602 code for a protein of 186 amino acids. NCBI's taxonomy places the organism in Eukaryota, Metazoa, Chordata, Mammalia, Primates, Cercopithecidae. The record is from RefSeq and is a predicted model, not a curated record.
AAACCGCGCCUCCGCGGAGGUAGCAAUUCCUUGACCUAGCCAUGGCUCAGAACACUGAAAACCACGACCCUGUCGGAUCCAUCUUAAUCCAGACUGCCUUCUACACGCGAGAGGCUCCCCAAAAUGCCCAUCCAGACCUUCCCCCACGGCUCAGCGCACUCCCGGUGACUUACCGUGUAGGUUACGCCCCAGAAAUUCACAUUGAGAAGUAUUUAAAUGUUGUAAACCAGAAUGUAUUAACGACUGCUGUUAAUGAUGAGAGCUUAUAUACUCCCCAGGCUUCCAAAUGGUUACUUCCAACUGUAAUUGAUCAGAAAUCAUUUAUUUUCCCUCAGGAAUCUGAGGGUAAACUUUGGCAAUCCCAAAGACAGCACAGUUCAUCUCUGCCUGUCUUUCCAAGAGCAAAGCGAAAGAUAGGGUUGAAUGUAAAAAUCAUGCAGGAUCCUGAAAACAUCCACCACAGAGCUGCUGUAAAUGCGAACUAUGGAAUCAGUUUACCAUAUAUUAAUCAGAGAAAAGCAUGUGUCCUCAAAGGUAUGUGGAAGCAAGAAGAAAUCCCUGGUACUGUUCACAUUUCCUCACUGACAUCUAGUUCCAGUUAGAGUUUAUAGUAUAACACAUUAAGAGAUCUACAGAAAAUUUGACUUUGAUUUAUUUCUUUUAAAUAAAAAGUGUUUCUUAAAAGGCUUGAAACAUGUAUCUGUUAACAUGAAUUUUAAAAGAACGAUUAUGAAUGCAUAACAAAAUAGCCAAACCAAACAUUGCUUUGAAUUGCUGCACAAAUAACUCUGAUUAUAACUGUUAUGACCUAGAAAAGAAUCAUAAAAACAUUUUUCUUUUUGGCAAGAUAUGAGUUGCUGUAGAAUUAUACCAGUUCUUUGGUCCCACUUUCCAAAUAAAUAAAUAUAUAAUGCAA